Molecule: messenger RNA, 393 nt
Organism: Eriocheir sinensis (Chinese mitten crab)
Lineage: Eukaryota; Metazoa; Arthropoda; Malacostraca; Decapoda; Varunidae
Exons: 2
Coding region: 7-393 (128 amino acids)
Source: RefSeq, a predicted model, not a curated record
ACCUCCAUGGCAUCUUCCCACACCAGUAAGGGAAAAAGGCGCAAGGUUGUGGGGGAGGAGACACACGAGCUGCUGGCAAAGCUGCUGAGCCGGGCUGACGAAGUGACCGACCUCAAGCAACGGGUCCGUGACCUGACUCAGUCUACUGAUCCCUUCCACAAGAAAAUUGACGCGUGGGUCUCUUAUUUUGCGGCUGAGCUCCACGACUUUAAGCCUCAGGUGUGGAACCGUUUUGUGUCUGCAGCCACACAGCUGUUGCACAAAUACAAACAAGAGAACGACGCACUUGACCUCGGACCACCCGCUGCCACUACUGAGGUACAGCCUUCAUCUCACCCACCUAAGGUCGCAACCGCUACUACUACUGCUGUGUCACUACCACCCGCUGUGUAA